GCGUUAUUAUCGCAUCGAAUGAUUACACUUAUUUGGAAUUCCGAAAUAAGUGAAAAGUCUGAAUAAGAUAAAGUAUUAUGUACAACGAUGUUGGGGUCGGGUGCACUAUCAAUGACUAUCUAACGAGUCUGUGCCACUUUACCUAAAUAAUAUUUAUUAUUUUCGACUCAGAUUGACGAAGAACGUUAUUUAGUUUAGUUUGUUUGUGCUUCCAGAAGAUAUUCCAUUUUCCUUUUCCGUGCAUCCAAGGAUUUACAUACAAUAUGCAGAACGGAGAAAAGUUUUCGCCGAUUUUUGUUAACGGUAACAACAACUAUGGAGCCUUUGGUAGAACAAACAGCCUCUCCAGCCCUUCGACGGCUUCGCCCAGGAUGAUGAUAUACUGCGUCCACGGGAAGCCCAACGCAGGAUGCUGCAGGGUGCUAGAAGGCGAGAUCAUUGAUAUGGAAUCCACCAAAGAUGUUGAUCUCUCCUCUCACACAAAGGAGAACUGCGACACCACCAAUCUUAUAAACAAGCAUUGCCACAAGUCCCGAUCGGAAGAUAUCGAUAAGCGAGCCAAAAGGAAGCUGAUCAUUGCUAGCGUGCUCUGCGUCAUUUUCAUGAUAGGAGAGGUCAUAGGAGGGUAUUUCUCGAGCAGCUUGGCGAUCGCCACGGAUGCCGCCCAUCUGCUAACGGAUUUCGCCAGCUUCAUGAUCUCGCUGUUUUCGCUUUGGAUGGCUACCAGGCCUGCUACGAAGAAGAUGUCUUUCGGGUGGUACAGAGCGGAAGUCAUCGGCGCCCUAACGUCCGUGCUUAUGAUAUGGGUUGUCACCGGAAUUCUGGUCUACCUAGCCAUUCAAAGGGUCAUCGAUAGGGACUUUGAAAUUGAUUCUUUUGUUAUGCUGGUCACUUCCGCUAUUGGGGUCGGCGUGAACUUAAUAAUGGGUUUAACUCUGCAUCAGCAUGGCCAUAGCCAUGGAGGCAGCAGUCACAACCACAGCCAUACCGAUAAUAUUAACGUUAGAGCCGCCUACAUCCACGUUAUUGGUGACUUCAUACAGAGCUUCGGCGUUUUCGUUGCCGCUUUGGUCAUCUAUUUUAAACCGGAAUUGAAUAUCGUGGAUCCAAUCUGCACGUUCGUCUUCUCCGUAUUGGUGUUAAUAACGACGUUUAACAUUAUUAAAGACACGCUGCUAGUUCUCAUGGAGGGAAUGCCAAAGGGGAUCGAUUUCAAUGAUGUCAUGGGCAUUUUCUUGCAGAUUGAAGGGGUCAAGCGCGUUCACAACUUGAGGAUUUGGGCGCUCAGCCUGGACAAAACGGCUCUGUGCGCUCACCUAGCCAUUGUUCCAGGAACGAAUCCUCAAGGAGUACUAAUGGCAGCUACAAAGAACAUACACGAGAAAUACAAUUUCUUCGAAUUAACUCUUCAAAUCGAGGAGUUCCAAGAAGCCAUGGAAAACUGUCAUCAAUGUAAAAUUCCAGACGUGUAGAUCGUCAUUCCAAUAUGUAUACUUUUUAUAAUUUUAUAUUAUAAAUAUUGUUUUUAUUUGUAUUAAACAUUUUUUUUAUUAUAAA
Nicrophorus vespilloides is the source of this 1557-nucleotide messenger RNA. RefSeq names its product zinc transporter 2 (gene ZnT35C). Gene Ontology annotation, biological process: response to zinc ion; zinc ion transmembrane transport. The transcript has 7 exons. The record is from RefSeq and is a predicted model, not a curated record. Bases 264 to 1472 code for a protein of 402 amino acids. Gene Ontology annotation, cellular component: plasma membrane. Gene Ontology annotation, molecular function: zinc ion transmembrane transporter activity. Lineage: Eukaryota; Metazoa; Arthropoda; Insecta; Coleoptera; Silphidae.